AAAACUUUUAGAGUCAUUCCUCUAGGUUCCUUAGGUUUUUCAACUCCUCCAAACUGUAAAGUUUAAAAUUUUCGCAUUUUUCGUCAUUUAGAACGAGUGUUUGUGAGGAGAAAAGAGAGUAGGAAACCUUUGCCUUCUUCCUCAUUGGUUCUACUUAAUUUCACACUAUCUGAUCACUUUAUUCCGCUGCUUUCUUCAUCCCUUGCUUUUGACAGCAUGAAUCAAAAACAUGGAGCACCCUGCCACCAUCUUCUCUCUGUCUCAUUUUAAUCAACAAGGAAACAUUACGAAUCUUUCUACAGAAAAUUCAUUCUUUGAUCCUUUUUUUAUUUUUUUAACCAGGGCUGCGUCUGUAUUUCAAGAAACAAUGAGAACAGAGACUGGUAGAAAUCAAAAGUCUUCAUGGCCGAAAACGGUGAUGAGGAAAUGGCUCAACAUAAAGACCAGCGGUGACGACUUCCAUUCCGAUUACAACAGUGGUGGAGUGGGAGUUGUUCAGGAGAGGAGGAAGAGCUGCUCAGAUAAAGAUAGGAGCAUCUUCUCGAGUACAGACCUCUCAGGAAGUGGGUGGUUGAUGGAGAGCUCUGAGAGUCUUAAACCGUCUCCAUUUGGCCCGGAUCCGCCAGCUGUUGCUUCCCACAACAUCAAGAUGUUCGUCGGGACGUGGAAUGUGGGAGGGAGAUCGCCGCGCCAAGGGGAACUGAUCAACUUGAAGGAUUGGUUGAUGAACACUUCAUCUCCUGCUGAUAUCUACGUUCUCGGGUUUCAGGAAAUUGUCCCGUUGAAUACAGGCAAUAUACUGGGUGCCGAGGACAGGGAGCCCGCCCUCCAGUGGCUCUCCCUGAUGCGCCAAGCCCUCAACAACAAAAAGAAGAGGCCUUUUCUUGCUCAUAAUUACACCGAUGCAACCCAGAAACCAAGGCUCAGCUUUUCCGAUCUCCUCUCCAUGGAGGACCAGAUGGAGGAAGGAGAGGAGGAUGGCGAGGUGGAUCGAAAGACCAGCAGCAAUGUUACUAGCUGCAGUAGCGAUGAUGAGGAUUUUUCUGAAGCUUGCUCGUUAGGAUCAGGGCGUGGUGGCCGAUACUGCCUUGCUGCCGGCAAGCAGAUGGUGGGGAUAUUCCUGUGCGUGUGGGUCCGAGCUGAUCUCAUGCAGCAGGUGACCAGCCUUAAGGUCUCCUGUGUUGGGAGAGGCAUCAUGGGCUACAUGGGGAACAAGGGAUCGAUCUCGAUCAGCAUGACCCUCUGUCAUGCAACAUUUUGCUUUGUGUGCACGCAUCUGACUUCUGGCGAAAAAGAUGGUGAUGAAACAAGGAGGAACUUGGAUGUGAUGGAGAUUCUGAGGAGGACUAGGUUCCCCCCAUCUCAUAGAUUGUCUGAAUCAGCUGCAGUCUCGCCGGCUACCAUACUGGGACAUGAUAAGAUCUUAUGGCUUGGAGAUCUCAAUUAUCGUCUCGCAGCUGGCGGUGCCGGUGGUGACACUGAUGAAUUGCUACAUAAGAAUGACUGGCAAGCACUACUAGAAAAAGAUCAGCUUCACAUCGAGCAGAGAGCCGGCAGGGUAUUUAGAGGAUGGCAGGAAGGGAGGAUAUGUUUCCCUCCAACCUACAAAUACCUUCAUAAUUCUGAUCGUUACGCUGUCAAACCUGCGAAAUUUGGAGAUAAGAGACGGACCCCAGCUUGGUGCGACCGGAUCCUAUGGCGAGGGAAGGGAAUGAAACAGAUGUGGUACAUAAGAGGCGAGCUGCGAUUCUCUGACCAUAGACCUGUUCAUUCCCUCUUCUCUGUGCAACUUGACAACUGCGACCACAAGGAGGCAGCAGCUUCUACAGUGAAGGAGAAGGACCCAAGGCACAGCUUCUACAGUAGGGCCAGGAGAUCAGGGCCCACAAACACAAGCGCCAUGGCCAACGGUAGCAGUAGCAACUCAUCAGCAUCAUCAUGUGGAAGGGUCCAGGCAGAGGAGCUGCUCGAAACGACAAUGAAAAGUUGUUUGGGCACGUCCAGAUUCAGGCCCAUCCACCCCUCACCAUGCUAGUUCCUUUGUUUUGGACCUCCAAUACUCCUCCGUUCUUUCCGUAAAGCGAUGCGGUGGAACAAAAAGAAAAAGAAAAAGUGGAGGUUUCAAACAAAAGAAGUGGGCCGCCCGCCAGCUCUUCUUAUGGACGUGCGGGGAUCCGGGCCCAAAGACGCCCCGCCCAGCGCGCAUGGCAGCCUUUAGCUUCAGCACAUGAGCCAUCGAAUUUUGGCGGGUCUAAUCAUAUUGGCCUUCAGGCGAGGAGGAAAGAAUAUGGAAUGUGAAGUCCUUUUUAUGUACCAUGGACAGUUUUUCCUUUGCUUUCUUGUUUGUUUUUGUAUCUCGAGUGAGAGGGUAGGAUAAAAAAGCGAGGAAUAGAUUGAGGCUUAUGCACAUUAGUCUUCAUUUUCA
This is a messenger RNA of Phoenix dactylifera (date palm), 2425 nucleotides long. RefSeq names its product type I inositol polyphosphate 5-phosphatase 8-like. Gene Ontology annotation, biological process: phosphatidylinositol dephosphorylation. Gene Ontology annotation, molecular function: phosphatidylinositol-4,5-bisphosphate 5-phosphatase activity; inositol-polyphosphate 5-phosphatase activity; phosphatidylinositol-3,4,5-trisphosphate 5-phosphatase activity. The record is from RefSeq and is a predicted model, not a curated record. Lineage: Eukaryota; Viridiplantae; Streptophyta; Magnoliopsida; Arecales; Arecaceae.